AUGGCUUCCAGAGCAAUGUUGAGAAGGAAGAGAAUCGUCACGGACUAUGUGACGGCUUCGUCUCGCACAACCCCUGGGUUCCAGUGGCUUGGGCACUACCAUGGUUCUCAGAAAUCGGAGUCCAAGGGUUUCAGCAGCAUCAUCAUGCAUAUGCAUAGGGGUAACAAUGAUGAUGGCGAUGAUAAAGUUUCAGUAGCAAAAGACGAAUUUAGGCGAUUAGGGUUCAUCUCAGGGACAACGGUGGGUCUAUCUCACCGAUGGAUGUCACAGUCGAUUCGAAAUGCUUCCACAGCUGCCACAGCAGCAGCGGCAGCUAAACAAACGGAACCGAUUGAUGAUGAGGAGAACGAACGUCUGGCUGCCAAAAAGAAAAAGCAGGCUUCUCCAGAGGAUUGCGAUCAAGCUGUCCAAGGUUUGAGUACUGCAAAAGCCGCCAAGGCCAAAAAGUUGCAAGAAUCUCAGAAGGACAAGUCUGCCAAACCCAUGUUGCAGAAAGUAUGGGCCACCUUCUUGGGGAUUGGUCCUGCUUUGAAAGCUGUGGCUUCCAUGAGCAGGGAGGACUGGGCCAAAAAACUUGUUCACUGGAAAACAGAGAUUGUGUCAACAUUGCAGCAUUAUUGGUUGGGUUUUAAGCUACUGGGUGUUGAUGUAAGGAUCUGUUCAAGAUUGCUGCUAAAGCUUGCCCGUGGCAAGACUCUCUCUAGAAGGGAGAAACAACAGCUAACCCGCACAACAGCUGAUAUUUUUAGGCUAGUUCCCUUUGCCGUUUUCAUCGUUGUUCCUUUCAUGGAAUUUUUGCUGCCAGUAUUCCUCAAAUUGUUCCCCAACAUGUUGCCAUCAACUUUUCAAGACAAAUUGAAGGAAGAGGAAGCAUUGAAAAGGAGGCUAAAAGCAAGGAUAGAAUAUGCUAAGUUCCUUCAAGAAACGGCCAAGGAAAUGGCAAAGGAAGUGCAGAACUCAAGGAGUGGAGAAACUAAGCAAACAGCAGAAGAUCUUGAUGAAUUUUUAAACAAGGUUAGAACGGGUGCACGGGUUUCUAACGAGGAGAUCUUGGGGUUUGCUAAGUUGUUUAAUGAUGAGCUUACCCUUGAUAACAUCAGCAGGCCUCGGUUAGUAAAUAUGUGCAAAUAUAUGAAUAUCAGUCCUUAUGGAACAGAUGCAUAUUUGCGAUAUAUGCUCCGAAAAAGACUACGUCGGAUUAAGGCUGAUGAUAAGUUAAUUCAAGAAGAAGGUGUAGAAUCCCUUUCAGAAGAGGAGCUUCGUGAGGAUUGUAGGGAGCGUGGCAUGCUUGGUCUGCGUUCUGUGGAAGACAUGCGCCAGCAGCUUCGUGAUUGGUUGGAUUUGUCUCUCAAUCACUCCAUGCCGUCUUCGCUUUUGAUCCUUUCCAGGGCCUUCAUUGUGUCUGGAAGGUUGGAUCCAGCUGACGCUGUUCGAGCUACACUGUCUUCUCUGCCAGAUGAAGUGGUGGACACUGUUGGUGUUACGUCGUUGCCAUCUGAAGACUCUGUAUCUGAAAGGAGGAGGAAAUUGGAUUUCCUUCAGAUGCAGGAAGAACUGAUGAAGGAGGAGGAAGAGAAAGAGGAAGAAGAGCAAGCCAGGAUGAAGGAAAUUAAAGCCAGUGAAGAGGAUUUGGCAUUGAAAGAGAUGACUACUCCAACAGCAAAAGAAGCACAAGAACAAGCCAGGGCAAGGACACUAGAAAAGGAAGAGAAGCUCUGCGAAAUAAGUCGUGCAUUGGCUGUUUUGGCUUCUGCAUCUUCAGUGAGUAGGGAGCGUGAAGAGUUCCUGAGACUUGUCAAUAAGGAGAUUGAACUUUACAAUAGCAUGGUGGAGAAAGAGGGUACAGAUGGUGAAAAGGAUGCCUUGAAGGCAUAUAAAGCUGCUCGGGAUGAAAGUGACAGUACUUCUGUUGAGGCUGAAGGUGAUGAGGUUGAUGCAAUGCUUCAAAAUCUUGAAAAGGAAAUUGAUGAUGUAGAUGCGCAUAUUGGUGAUCGCUGGCAAUUACUUGACAGGGAUUUUGAUGGGAAAGUAACUCCUGAGGAGGUUGCAGCUGCUGCGAACUACUUGAAGAAUACUUUAGGCAAGGAGGGUGUUCAAGAACUCAUAGGCAACCUUUCCAAAGAUAAAGAUGGGAAAAUUCUUGUGGAAGACAUUGUCAGAUUGGGCAGCCGGACAGAAGAUGCAAACCAAGCUGAAGAGGAGGGAUAG
Prunus armeniaca (apricot) is the source of this 2208-nucleotide messenger RNA. Lineage: Eukaryota; Viridiplantae; Streptophyta; Magnoliopsida; Rosales; Rosaceae. The record is from the annotation of a GenBank genome assembly.